UUUCACUGUCAGAGUGACGCUCCGGAGGGGUGGAGUAAAGAGAGAGAGGCAGGAAAGGCAACUCGAUGUGUCUGUCUAUCAGUUGAGACUGUCUGAACCGCUCACGCAUCCUGAACGCGCGAUACAUAUUUCAGCGAAGAGCCGCGAGACCGAGAACGCUUCGCUCCCUGGAGUUUUUGUUUUUUUAAAGAGUAAUUAGUUCACGUUCGGUGCGAGAGAGUGUGUUUUUUUGUUUAUAUAUCGCUCUGUAGUAAACGCGUCACGCUCGCCCGAAUCAACUGUCCACAUGUUUCCCUGAGCAUGGACGGACAGUGUGUUUGGUGAAUAUCGGGAGGAACACGACCAGAGACUCUCCACUGCGCGCGUGGGGAAUUUAGUCCGUUGAAAAUGCGCACUGAGCCCAUUUGUGACUGACAUUAACUGUCUCCUGUCUGCCUGUCUCUUCCCUUGGUUUUGUCCCGUUUUUAGGCUUUCCACCGAACGAGAGGACGGAAAUACAGUUGGACGGGCUCUCCAUAACUGGAAGUUUCUUCCGUUUUGCUACAAACAAUUGCCAUAAUCAAAGGAGAACCUAAGGAAGCGUUCCCCCCCGUGUGUUUCUGCGCCGUUAGACAUGGACGGGAGAUAUAUCUGAGCUCUUGGCAAUCAUGCAAUGACUUAGAAUUCUUAAACGUGUCGGCCAGAUACACCUACAUUUUUAUUUUUUUAUUUACAGACUUUUUUAGUCUGUAAAAAUAUCUACAACCUUUCAAGACCUAUUGACCCCUCUUAGACUUUGCAUCGGCUCAAAGUGACUUUUUAAGAGGCGGAAUAAAAACAGACUUUGAAGAGGAACGCGUUAAUACAUGCUUUGUAUUACAUUUUUUAAAAUUAAUUAUUUUUCUCCGUCACUGGCAUUUUGAUUCUGUAUGAGAAGUCAAGAGGAGGGGACGACAGCAUGCCGCGGAGAAAGCAGCAAGCGCCGAGGCGAUCUUCAGCCUAUGUGCCGGAGGACGAGCUUAAGGCAGCUAAGAUCGAUGAGGAGCACCUGCAGGAUGACGGACUCUCCUUAGAUGGCCAGGAUGCAGAGUACCUGUGCAAUGAAGAAGACGAUGGCCGUGAACAGCUGAGCUACCAAAACUCUCCACUCAGCAAUGGCACCAACCCAGACGCCGGCUACGGCUCGCCCCUCAGCGACACCAGCGAUCACCUGGCUGACUUCAAAAGCACCUCCUCCAAAGAAGGCCAGGAUAAAGAGGAGGUUGAAGACAUGGAGACAGAUGCUGGACUGUCUUUGCAGGACAGCCUAGCACAGAUGAAAGCAGUCUAUGCAAACCUGAUUUCAGAUGCUUCCUGGUCAAGUAUCACAAAGGACAUUAUGAAAAGCAAGCAGGUUAGUGCUAGUAGCACUAACAGUACUCCAAGCAGCCACAAGGGAAACAACAGUGUUGCAAACAGCCAUGCAAGCAGCAUUACAAGCAGCGGAGCUAGCGGCAGCAGCAAUGCUAGUGCUAGCAUGAAGACAAGUGUGACGCCAAGCAGCAAUUCUACAAAAGCCACUGCAUUAAACAAUGCCAACAAUGGACCCAUCAAUGGUGCUAACAGUGGGGGUGUUGCAUAUGACUGGCACCAAGCAGCUCUUGCUAAAACCUUACAGCAUACGCCCUACCACCUCAUGCCUGAACCAAGUCUCUUCAGCACAGUGCAGCUGUACCGGCAAAACAAUAAGCUGUAUGGGCCUGUGUUUACAGGUGCCAGCAAGUUCAGAUGCAAGGACUGUAGUGCAGCCUACGACACACUUGUAGGUCUCACGGUGCACAUGAACGAAACAGGCCAUUACCGUGAUAACAACAAGGACAAGGAGGAGGACAAGGGUAAGAAAUGGUCCAAGCCACGGAAACGAUCCUUAAUGGAGAUGGAGGGCAAAGAAGAUGCUCAGAAAGUCCUGAAAUGCAUGUAUUGUGGCCACUCGUUCGAAUCCCUGCAGGACUUGAGUGUCCACAUGAUCAAAACUAAACACUACCAGAAAGUGCCUCUCAAAGAACCAAUGCCAGCUCUUGCCUCAAAGCUGGUGCCCUCCACCAAAAAGCGAGCGUUCCAGGACCUGAUGUCUCCAUGCUCACCUGAGUCAAUCUCUAGCACCCCUGGCAUUCCACUGGCAGAGACUGCACCCACCAAAGAUCAGAAAAUUUCAAACCCAUAUGUCACAGCUAAUAACCGUUAUGGCUACCAAAAUGGUGCGAGUUAUACCUGGCAGUUUGAGGCCCGAAAAGCUCAAAUUCUUAAGUGUAUGGAGUGCGGGAGUUCUCAUGACACCUUACAGCAGUUGACAGCCCAUAUGAUGGUGACUGGACACUUUCUCAAAGUCACAAACUCCGCCUCCAAAAAGGGUAAGCAAUUAGUGUUUGACCCUGUGGUGGAAGAGAAAAUCCAAUCCAUCCCUCUUCCACCCACAACAACACGUCUGCCGGCUCCCACUAUCAAGUCCCAGCCUGAUUCACCAGUACACCCAUCCACCAUGGAUGAAAGAAAGGAGUCGGAUGAGGAGAAAAUGGAGGAACCUGAAGAGAAGAAAAUCAAGCAAGAGAAAGAGGAUCCCGCUGAGAAGGUGGAAAAGACGGAGAAAUCCAGCCAUUACAAAUAUCUAAGAGAAGAGGAUCUUGAAGAGUCUCCUAAAGGUGGACUAGAUAUUCUCAAGUCAUUAGAAAAUACGGUCUCCAGCGCAAUCAGUAAGGCUCAGACCGGUACACCCACCUGGGGUGGAUAUCCCAGCAUUCAUGCUGCCUACCAGCUCCAAGGGUCUGUGAAAUCAUCUAUACCUGCUAUCCAGAGUGUCCAGAUUCAACCAACAUUCAACGCCAGCAGCUUGAAAUCUUUGACCUCUGACUCCAGCACUCUGAUCCAUUCUCCAAGCAGCCCAUCACCCCCUCCAAACCAUAAAAGCAAUGUCCUAGCAAUGGAAGAGUUGGUGGAGAAAGUAACCGGAAAAAUCCCUUCAAAGAAAGACAGGGAUGAAAAAUCAACUGAACGUGGCUCCAGAUAUCUCACUUCUGAAUUACCCUCCCCUGUUCUCAAAGACCGAAAGGACCUGCCAAGACCAGAUGAUCUUUGCAAGCCAACAAAAAAUGGCACGGUAGAUAAAGACCUAGAGCACGUUCCGGUUCGGGACGGAGAAUACAAGGAAAGCCAUGCAGAUAAUACUGUCAAGAAUGGAACGGAUGUCCUUAAAUCCCAAGUCAGCAAUGGUUGCGGUAAUUUAGGAAUCAUCACUGACCACUCACCAGAACAGCCUUUAGUCAACCCUCUCAGUGCAUUGCAGUCUAUCAUGAACACUCAUUUGGGUAAGGCCUCCAAAACAGUCAGUCCACUCCUAGACCCAUUAGCAAUGCUGUACAAGAUCAGCAACAACAUGAUGGAAAAGCCCAUGUACAAUCCAGCUCAGGUCAAGCAAGUCGAGCCCAUCAACAGAUAUUAUGACAAUGACGAUGAUCAGCCCAUGGACUUGACCAAGUCCAAAAGUGGCAAUGGGCCCACCAACAAUUGUUCAUCCACAGUUAUCAGCAACAACAACAGCAACAUCACAAACAGCACCCGACCCAUCUUGUCCACGCUGGCUGAAUCGGUUUCAUCUCCUCUUCGGGAGAAUGCCCUAAUGGACAUCUCCGACAUGGUGAAGAACCUCACGGGUCGCCUGACGCCAAAGUCAUCAACCCCUUCCUCUAUAUCCGAAAAGUCAGAUGCAGAUGGCUGUGUUUUUGAGGACGGCCUGGAUGAUCUUUCGCCCAUUCAGAAGAGGAAAGGCAGGCAAUCAAACUGGAACCCUCAGCAUCUGCUGAUCCUUCAGGCUCAGUUUGCAUCCAGCCUUCGGGAAACCCCUGAUGGGAAGUACAUCAUUACAGACCUUGGUCCUCAGGAGCGUGUACAUAUUUGUAAGUUUACAGGUCUCUCCAUGACCACCAUCUCCCACUGGUUGGCAAACGUCAAGUACCAACUCAGGCGGACAGGUGGAACCAAGUUUCUGAAGAACAUAGACUCGGGCCAGCCACUGUUUCUGUGUAGUGAUUGCGCCUCCCAGUUCAGAACUCCCUCCACAUACAUUAACCACUUAGAGUCCCACUUGGGCUUUAGCUUGAAGGACCUCUCAAAGUUAUCAAUAGACCUCAUAAGAGACCAGCAAGCAGUCACUAAAAUGAUCACAGAUAAGACAUUCAGUGCCCUUGGCUUGACUGAUGAGGACUCUAAUUCCAUAUUUCAGUGCAAACUGUGCAAUAGGACUUUUGUCAGCAAGCACGCAGUGAAACUGCACCUCAGCAAAACGCACGGAAAGUCACCGGAGGACCACCUCAUCUUUGUUACUGAGCUGGAAAAGUUAGAAAAAGUCUAAGGAAAGCAGGCUGGUGGCAGUGAAAUGACUGGAUCGAGAAUCAUUGCACUACAUCACUGUACUGCACUGCGCCUGAACUGAGCCUUCAAAAUCAGUCCAACUUCUGUCGUGAAACUGCCUGAUUGGACCAUGAUCUGUUUCAAUUUUUUUCCCCUCGUUUUUCAGUCUUCUGAUUUCUAUCUCUUGCUUUGUAUUGUAUUUAUCUUAUAUGUGUCGGUUAUGUGCAUGUUUUUGUUCUUUAUUUUCUUUCUCAGUGACUUCAUUCAAACAGAAUUUACAAUUUGUACUCUGUUGAAUUGGGAAUGAAACAAACAUGGUAUCCAUGGGCAUGGUCUAAAACAAAGUGGCAAAAGAACUUGCGUCGUACUGAACUCACACUAUGUCAAAAAAGACUGACUUCAUUAAAGCACUCCGUAGUGUCGAAUGUUAUGAGAAUAUGUAUAAAAUGAGACAGAGCUAUUUUGUUAAUUUGAGCUCCAAUUUUCAGAUAUUGGCUUGACAUAAAUCAAACUGCAACCCUUUGAAGUGAAAACGAUGCAUUGUAAAUUUUGUUGAGUCUUCUAAACCUCAAAGGAUAUUGAAGAUUUUGUCGGGCUGCCUAUGAUUAUACACUUUGGUUUUUUCAAAGGCAUUUCUUUUUUUUAAUAAUCAUUGUUUUUUUGUUGUUAAGUAUCAUUUUAUACAGUAGCAAUCUGAAACGUAUGCUUUGGUACCACUAUUCCUCUUUCUAUGGUUUUGCUUCAGUUUCGACCUGUAAAGACUUAAUUGAAAUCUUAUAUACAGCACAUAUAUUUAAAUGAUCAGCGAAGAUGUGUAAAUUUCCAUCAUCAUAUCUUGCCAAUUGCCGCAGCUCAACAUUGUUUGUAUGGUGUGCAUUCUUUUAUAUUGUCAUUUUAUAUAUAGUAAACGAAAAGGAAAUAUGUACAGAGAUGUAUAUGCAGUAUAUGUGCUGUAGAACCACGAUUAAUCCUUUAGUUGAACUAAGUUCUCUGAUGUGGUAAAUAUGAAUUGACUGAAGGAGUUGCAUCACUGUUGAUGCAUGGAGUAUGAGAGGGAACCAAGCAAUGCAAAACAUGAAAUACAGUACAUUUCAAUGUUUUAUCAUGCCAUUGUGAAAAGUCCCAUCAAUUCCCUUAAUUAAAAAAAAAGGAAAAAAAAUGUUUUUGUCCCUUAAUUGUAAAAUAAAACCUGAAGCAUUUCUUGAUUAAUGCUGUUCUCCA
Cyprinus carpio (common carp) is the source of this 5583-nucleotide messenger RNA. Its product is annotated as teashirt homolog 1. The record is from RefSeq and is a predicted model, not a curated record. Gene Ontology annotation, molecular function: DNA-binding transcription factor activity, RNA polymerase II-specific; DNA binding. Bases 938 to 4363 code for a protein of 1141 amino acids. Gene Ontology annotation, cellular component: nucleus. Gene Ontology annotation, biological process: regulation of transcription by RNA polymerase II. The transcript has 2 exons. Lineage: Eukaryota; Metazoa; Chordata; Actinopteri; Cypriniformes; Cyprinidae.